GGAGCGGGCGGCGCCCAGGAGGGAGGCACCGGGCCGCAGGCCAAGCCGACCGGGCACUCGCUGCAAAAACUAACUUCUGCAGGUGCCUGGCGUCCAGAUGUGUGAGGAAAAGGGGGAAAUGAAUACCCGAGAAGCCCGCCUCCAGUAGGCCUUGGAUCAUCCGGGAGCCAGGAGAAACCAGGUCACAAUUUGGGUUUGCAGCAAAAAUGCUUUCAGAACAGACAGCAGCCCUGGGGACAGGAUGGGAGUCAAUGAAUGUCCAGCUGGAUGGAGCAGAGCCCCAGGUGGAAAGGGGAACCCAGGAAGAGGGGCCAUGGAGAACAGCACCAGAGCCACUGGAGCACCUGUGCUGUGAUCUUCAAGAGGAGCCACAGUCCUUUCAGGAGAAGGCUCAGUCAGCUCCCUGGGUUCCUGCCAUUCCCCAGGAGGGGAGCACCGGAGAUUGGGAGAUGGCAGCUGCACUUCUUGCGGCCGGAUCACAGGGCCUGGUAACCAUCAAGGAUGUCUCACUGUGCUUUUCUCAGGAGGAGUGGCGGAGCCUGGACCCCUCUCAGACAGACUUUUAUGGAGAAUAUGUUAUGCAGGAAAACUGUGGGAUAGUGGUCUCUCUAAGAUUUCCAAUUCCCAAACUGGACAUGCUUUCUCAACUAGAAGGAGGGGAAGAACAAUGGGUCCCUGACCCCCAGGACUUAGAGGAGAGGGACAUCUUGAGGGUCACGUAUACAGGAGAUGGAAGUGAGCAUGAGGGAGAUACCCCUGAACUAGAAGCAGAACCUCCCAGAAUGUUAUCUAGUGUGUCCGAAGAUACUGUGCUCUGGAACCCAGAGCAGGAUGAGAGGUGGGAUUCCAUGCCCAGGAGCUCCAGGGGAAUGCUCCUGGGCCCACCUUUUCUUCAGGAAGAUAGCUUCUCAAACCUUCUGUGUAGCACAGAGAUGGAUUCCCUGUUAAGACCGCACACAUGCCCUCAAUGUGGGAAACAGUUUGUGUGGGGCUCCCACCUUGCCAGACACCAGCAAACACACACUGGGGAGAGGCCCUACAGCUGCCUCAAGUGUGAGAAGAGCUUUGGGCGAAGACAUCACCUGAUCCGGCACCAGAAAACUCACCUACAUGACAAGCCCAGCAGGUGCUCUGAGUGUGGCAAGAAUUUCCGAUGCAACUCCCAUCUGGCCAGCCACCAGCGAGUGCACACAGAAGGCAAAUCCUGCAAGAGCCAAGAGGUUGGAGAGAGCCCUGGGGCUAGGAAACGACAACGUGCCCCACCGGUGCCAAAGUGCCAUGUGUGCACUGAGUGUGGGAAGAGCUUUGGCCGACGGCACCACUUGGUGAGACACUGGCUGACCCAUACGGGGGAGAAGCCCUUUCAGUGCCCUCGCUGUGAGAAGAGCUUCGGCCGUAAACAUCACCUGGACAGGCACCUGCUGACCCAUCAGGGACAAAGUCCCCGGAGCAGCUGGGACAGAGGGACAUCUGUCUUUUGAAAUCUGUUUCUGCUGCAGCUGUGGUCACAUCCAUCAGCCGGUGCUAUCAGGAGUCUCUGCCAGAGCUGCCCCGCUCUUGCACCCCAGUGGCCAGAACCAUAAGCCCUGGCCCCAUCCCUGGAAAGAUGAGGUUCCAGCAUUGGCCAGAGCAUUUCUCACCAGUUCUGUGAGAUACCACAUAAAAUAGAGUUCUUUGGGCAAAACUUUUGGGAAACAAUGCUUACAUGGGCUGAUAUUCAGCCUGAGCCCAUUCUCAAGGGUACAGUGGUACUAGCAGUUUAUGGCUGAGGUCCAUUCUAAGUGGUUGGAGCCUAUGCCAUACCAGUUGUUAAAUAUUCUGAGUAUCACGUUUGUAUACCAUAACUAUUAUAUUCUCUCUAUUUGUAGAGAGAGAGACUCUAUUAGCAUAUCAAAGGCUCUGAAAACUUGCAGUAGAGCAAAUUGUUAAGCCUCUUUUAAUGCAGUGUUUCCUAAAUUUAUUUGACCUCAGUAUCUUUUCUAUCUCACAUCCCGCAGAACUGGUGACUCCAUGAAACACACUCUGGUGAACACUGGGUUGGAGAGUAAUGAGGAAACAGGAAAGAGAUAGUGAUCAGGCACCCAGAGCCCCUUUUUUUAAUCCAAAUGAAAGCCAAGGGGCAGACCUCAUUCCUGUGUGGGUCUAUCACCCUUAAUCCUAUCAUCUGAAUAUACAUCCACAUCUCUCACCCCCACCUGCUGAAAAAUAGAAAGAAUAACCUUUUCACCCCCUUAUUCCUAUUCCCUUCAUCCUGCACAUACAUAUAUCCAGCUGAGAGAUCACACUACAAUGCUAAGAGAUGAACCUUAUACCCCUAAGUAACCCAGGCCCACACAGAAGAAAAAAACUUUAUCCCCUUGAACAGACCCCUCUCCUCUUGACUGUGUCUUUAUGUGUCUAUGUGUAUCUGUGUGCAGGGUCUUUGAAGAGAGCAUGCAAAGUGCAAACUGUACAAGCUAGAUGUUCUAGGGGCUGUGUUCUGGGGAUGAGGGUAGUGGGGAUUGUAUGGGGGUUUUUUGUUUUGUUUCAAAAUAGGAAGUAACCUGAGCGAUGAUUAAGGGAGCCCUAGUGGAAAUGGUUAAGUGAUGGGUUAAGUUGUGGGUAUCGAGGUAUAAAGCCUUCCCCAGUAUCACUGAGGUCAAGACAACUUUGGAUAUGUAUGUCUAGGUCUGACUCUCUGGGGCAGAUUCUUUUUGCCUGGUAGGAAGGAGAAAGAGACAUCCUCAAUGAAGUGAGCUGUUUCUUGUUGAUUUCAAGCAAAGUGCAUAUAGAAGCUUUGUGCUGAGUAGGUUUUUUGUCUGUUUUAAGUGCUGGGAAAUUAGGGCAGGAAUCACAGUUGCAGGUUAUUGUCAUCACUCUUGUUUGACCUUGAUUGCCUCAUCGAGGGAGCAGAGUUAUUCUUGAGGAUCUCAUUCUCCCAGAAACAGAACUCUAGGGGAAAUGGCUAUGCUUUAAGCUUUUCAGCUGAUACAGGGUAAUGAGCUUUCUGGUUGGUUUUCCUCCCAAUUCUGGGAAGGUGUCUACCCUAAGACUCUUAACUCCGGGACUUGCAUAAGUAUUCUAGCAUCUGUUAGUUGAUGAGUUGGUCGUUGUUUCUCUUUAUUGAUGAUGUGUUAAUACCAGUCUUAUAAUUUAAAAAUUAUCUUGUAUGUAGGAGCAGUUUGGGGUUAGGGAAGGAGAGGAGCAAAGAGGAUGGAAAUGGGAUAUUUCUCUUUAAUGCUUAGAUUCUGGUUUUUCCUUAACGUGCUUAUUUCUCAUCAAUUUGUGGAAUUAACCAGAGAAGCAAGAAGUGAGCUGCAACAAUCUAGUUUAAUGACUGUCCCAUUUGCUUAGGUAAAACUGGGUGAAUCACAGCUCCUCAGAGUCCUGGCCCCAGAUGGAGCUGAAAAUAGGAUUAUUUUGCUGAAUGGGCUUCUUAGAGUGGAUAGGAUAGCAACCCAGCCCCUGCCUCCCUUCUGCUGCUCAGAGCCGCCUUCCUUUUUUGCCUGGAAUGUACUUCUCUUGCUAUGUUCCUUUGAAUAGAGAAAAAAUGGCCAGCCCUUUGUGGUGGCUUUGUCCUAGGUCCUCAGAGACAGGAGCGUUUUAGGAUCAAGAUUAGGAGAUGCCCCAAGGAAUAGGAAAGUAUUGGCUUCCAGUGGUAAAACUGGACUAUGCCAUUUCUUUUACCCUCCUACCAUGCCUCAUUCAUUAAUGCAAAUCAUCUCUGUAAGCAGUGGUUCAGAACGUGUUUUGGGUCACAGACCCUUUUGAGAAUCUGCUAAAAACCAGAAACUCAUUUUCAAGACAAAUAGACAUUAGCAAUUCACACUGUUUUGCAUACACAUUUAGCAGGUUCAGAGCCCAUCCAUGGAAUCAGUAAACUGGGGUCAAAGAAAAGGAGUUACCCUGACCCAAUGGUCAUUAUAUAUAUUUGUGUCAAGAAUUACAAGGCAAGGAUCACUAAAUAUUUUAAGGACUAAGAUACCAGAGGCAGUAGGGUAUAAGGAUAGAGUCUGGUCUUUAAUGACUAGAAGGGUAUUGCUUACAUUCUACUCUAUGUUUUUAAAAAAAAUAUGACAUGCUGACAAAUGCAGCUCCUCACAAACCUUGUUUUAAAGACUUGUGGGAGGUGACUCUUGGUACUAUCAUAUCACACCUCUUAAUAAGCAGACAUUAACCUCCAGCCUUUGAUGUGUUUUAGUAAUUGUUAGGAUAGAGAGUGAAGGCCCCAAGUGUAGGUGCAGUCAUAGCACCCAACUGAAUGGCAUCCAGGAGUCUAAGGGCCUUCUGCAGAAGGGGCAUCCUUUUAGGUCAUUUCUGCUGUACCACUGUCUUCUCUACCUCGGUCCAACACCACUUCCCUUGGACAAAAAAUAAAAUAAACAACAGCCAUCAGAUGAUUGAAUAGAUGUGAAUGAUUUUUCCCACAGGGAAUGAGCCUCAAACUUCCAUCUUCCUCCCAACUCCCUCUGCCACAUGUCUACCCUAUUCCCUUUAAAUAAAAAAUGUCUCUGUGUUCUCUCUGGGCAAAAUGUAAAAUAGAGAAGUCCAUCUUCAGGAACCUGUCCCUUUUUUCCCCUCUAUGGUGACUCUACCCUAUUCAGGGCCCAAGUGUCCUCUCCUUUCCCCCCAUCAAAGUAUCUAUGCAAAGCAUCCCUUACACUGGAGAACAUAACCCAAAGUGUUAGCUUUUCCCAGAGCUGUUUACAUUGUAAGCCUUUCAGCUCUGAUAGUGGAAGUGGAAGGGAAAGCUUUUCCCUUGUUAAAGUGAUGUUAUGCCUUCAGGGAGCUAAAGGGGUGAUAAUUUGGGACAAAAUCCUUCCUUUUCCAGCACUGCUGCACUCAGACCACUGUUUCUUAUUUCCAUCAAGGGCAAGGUGAGCCCUGACUCAGAACCAGAGAUGCCAGAAGACAGCUUCUUUCCAUCUGUAUUCAGAUGGGUGCACUGGUGUGAGAGGGGCUGGGCAAUAACAGAAAAGUGAAAUCUAUUCCCUUAGACCCCUUGGAGAUCCUGAGCUGGCAAAAUUUCCUUCUGUUCCCUGGAGUGCUAUAUUAGGUUGCAGGUCUCAAAAUGUAGCCUUUGGACCAGCAGCAUCAACAUCACCUGGGAACUUGUUUUAGGAAUGCAAAUUCUCAGGCUCCAGCCCAGACAAACUGAAUCAGAAACUCUAGGGGUGGAGCCCAGCACAGAGGUAGAGAGUAAGGCCAGCUGUCUCAGGCCCUUAAGGACCCAAGUUUUUCAACCUCACAUGCCUUCCAGGAUAUCUGAUGUAUGCUAAAGUUUGAGAACCACUGGCUAGGAGACUCAAAUUCCAUUUCAAUCAGUGGUACCUCACCCUCUUCAAAUGGGGAGAGAGGAGUUCUUCACACUUUGGUUGUCAGAUUUAUUUUCUGCAAACUUCUCUAGGCUAGUUACUCCUCAGUUCUGUUCCCCUUGAGUCCCAAGGUCUUUCCACCCUUAAGUCAGUGAAAGGACUGGGUUAGUCACCAAUUUCAGAAACUGGUGGGGCAACUCCCAAGUUGCUGCGAUUCCUUGGGGCUGGAGCUUCUAAAAUGGGUGCUGAGGAUUUGUGGGUCCAGAAAUCUGAAAGGACAAAAAAGAGCAGACAGCUCAAGGGAAAUCCAAUGUAAAACUGAAAAACUGACACCCAAGGAAAUGGUCCUCCUUUGCUUGUUAUCUGGUCCUUUUCCAGGCCUAAUAAGUUGCCCUGGAGACAGGCAGGGUGGGCAUUUAGCACAGAGGUAGAGAGUAAGAGGCCAGCUGUCUCAAGCCCUUAAGGACCCAUGUUUUUCAACCUCACAAUUGCAUUGGACACCAAUAAGGUGCCAUGAAAGGCAUAUCUAACCAUGAUUUGGCCUACCUUAUGGGCAAGGGCACCAGGAGCACCAGAGAACCCCUAGGACACAAGAGGGAACCAGGCUCAUGUAGUAAGAUGUGACACAAGGGAGAUUUGAACCCAGACUCUGUUUACUAGGUAGAGGUUGUAACCAAUUCAGCCAUGGUGCCUAUGUCAAAAAUGCAUUCUCCUGCUUUUAAAAUUCUUCAGGCUGUGGGAAGGGAUCUGUCUUGUAGGCCCUGGCCCUGUUACCUCUUCCAGCUCCUUUCCUGGGCACACUCACAAGAACAGAUUGAACUGACAGUUGCACCCUGCCACCUCUGUGGGGAUCUCCAAGGUCAAAGGGUUAGCAUGAACCUAAGUUUCUUUGGGGGAGGUGAUGAGUCCCUCUCUCCAAGGCAGAGAAGCUUGCCAUGGCAUUCUUUAACUACAGGCCUCAGGCUCUCUCCCUCUUUCCUUUCCUGUCACUGCUUCCAUUUUCCCAGCAAGUGGAGCUCUUCCUCCAGUCUUCGCUCCCACUUCUCUUUUUCAGUUGAUUUGGUUUGGUGUUUUGUUUUGCCUGGGGAAUUCACACCUUACCAGGGGUAUUUGUUCUUCCCAAUCCCUAUUCUUCUCCUUCCAUCAGAGUUUCUCUCUUGAAGCUUCUGGCCAGUUCCAUUCCAUCAUGAGCCCACUCACUCCCUGUUCCUCUGCAUAUUGUCCAGUUUCUUUUCUGUCAGCUUUAAGCCUACUAAGCAGAGUCCAUUCCUCAUACUUCCCACUUUCUUCCCUCAAAUUCCUUGGCUAUAGCAGCUCAGCUGCCAUCUCACCACUCUACAUCUCUUUCUGUCUGUUAUAUACACCUCCCCACAUCCAAACUUGGGCAAGGUUGCCAGUACAGCCAAAUCCAGGCUCUUUAUUCCAUUCCCUACAGGCUCUUAUUCUCUUGAUGCAGCUUCCACAGUGGCUUUCUACUUUUUGCUAUUUUGAUUUACUGAGUCUCUUCCCAUCUCUUGUGGCUCCUGAGAAUCAGUUUCAAUUCUACAAGCCAUUUUUUGUUUUCUUACUAUGUGCCAGGCACUGGCUGUUCCAGGCCUGGGAGAUUGAGCGUGACCCACGGUCACUGUGCUCAGCAUGUUCCUCAGCCGAGCCCUCCCCUGCCACCACUUUCCUACCACGCCUCAUGACACUGCAUGCCAAAGUGCCCUCUUCCAGGAAGCUUUGGGGGUGUAUGCCCAUUUGCCAUCCAGCCCAACUGCUCUGUGCCUGCCAGAUUUCUAGCUAUUGUCUGAUUUGGUUCCCUCUGAUGGACUGUGAACUUCCCGUGGAUUACCCAAUGAGGGACCUUCAUCUGUAUCCUUAGGGAUCUGUAAUAUGCUCUUUCUGGUCCCUUUCAGUUGAAUAAAGGAUGUAUUGGCUGUGUCAUUGAUUUCCUCUCUUAGUCCUCUCUUCUACUCCUCCCUCCCUUCUCAGCUCUUCUCUCUUGAUAAAAAGGCUGCAAUAGAGUAGGGGACACCAGACAGCUGGGGGAGGGAGUCAUGCAGCCCUGUGCAAGCCCUGUCAUUGCCCCCACCCCCAAAGAUUAACCUGUAGAUGCCACAAAGUAGGCCUCCCUGCCUCCCUCCUGAUGUUCUGGCUCCCAGAAGUCACUCCUCAGUCAGCCAGCAGGAACUCAAUCCAACCUGGAGACUAGGAAGAAGGGAGGAGGUGGGAGCUCAGCAGACCGCCUAGCGGGGCCGUGCCUGGGGUAAGGUGAGCCAGGGCCUAGGAUGCAAAUUUAAGGAGGCCCUCCAUCUCAGGGUUGUCAGGGUCAUUCAAGUGCCGACUCUGCUCUUGGGAGACCCUGACAGUGCUGAACCGGAGCCUGGAGACUGGGUGGUGGUGGUGACUGCAAAUUGACUCCCUAGGCAAAUUUGUAAUAAUUGGAAAUUUUGGGGGAGCUAGGGGAGGCACACACAGUUGGUGUUGGGCAGGAAAAAGGUCCAACAGACUCAUUCACCUUUGAGGGUGAUGAGGCUGGACAUCUGGCAGAGGGUAUCAAGAGGACAGGGUAAGAAAUAGUGUGAGAAAAAACAUGGAAAGCUGGCAUGGGGGAAACCGCCAGCCUUUGACUCACUGACAGGGCCUCCUGCCCCUGUUGCUUCGGUGGGGUGGGGAAAAGAAACCACUUUGCAGGCCUUGGGUGCUACCCAAAGGCUUUGUUCUUCCUCCAGGGCACUUGCCUUACAGAGCUUCAGCCUACUGCUUAGAAGACGAUUCGCCUCUUCUGCAGCUUUCCAAACCCCAGCCAGGCUGUUUUGUCACCAGCCUCCGUGCUUCAUACGUUUCCCUAUCUUCUUGCGUUCACUCUCACUUCCCCCUAGUCACUUGGAGUAAUACUUUUGACAAGCCUGUUCUUUCCCCUAACCAAAAAGGGGAGGAUAGAAGGAACUGACGAAAGGGGGAGGAGAAACAGAGCUAUGUUGUUCACUGAGGCCUGUUCUCUCAGCCAGCUCCAGCGGACUACUGAAAUCCCGACUUCUCCUUACUCUCCUUUCAACGACUUUCCCAGCCACGUCCAAGGCCUUAUGCUGACACCCUCUCAGUCUUCAGUUCCUCUCUUCCAAAUCUUUCAGCUUUUUUUUUUUAAGUCCUUUCCUGACAUGGUGACCCCAUAUUAAUUUCCCAAACAACCUGUUUUCCUGUCCUUGCUGGGCACUUAGGUUUUGGCUGGAGUGUUCUCCAGCCCAACCAGACAGCCUUGUCAUGUUAGAGCUCCCCAGAGGAGGAGGAAGAACAGGAGAGAUCUCUUGCUUUGAGACCACUGACAAAUGGAGAUAUUGCAUGUUCUGAAAACACACCCCUCCCCCAACGUGUUUGAGAACUCCCUCCUGGGCAAGAAACCUCUAAAUCAUUAAAACACUCACUGUAGAAAUGAAUCUAAACUUCUGACCUUUACCUACAUAAAAAAGAUGUCUCGUAGAGUUGAGUAGAUGGUGAGGCCCCACUCAACAUCUGUAACUGCAGUGAAGACAGCACCAGGUUUGCAGUCAAAAAUCAAUUUCUAAAUUGUACAUUUUCUAAAUAUUAGCUUUUUAAGAUCUAAGAGAAUGAGAUGAAGGAGAAAUGAAAUAAUGCGUGCAAAAGUACACAAUGCCCUAUAAGUGAAAAGCUAUAAUAACAAUUACAUGGAAAUUUCUCUUAUUUUUGAACGAGUUACAAUUUAUCUGAUUCUGAAAACAAAUACAAAAAAGAUAUAGUAAAGAGUCUCAUUUCUAUGUAUCCUCUACAAUUCCCAUCACCUUCCCCUCACAAUAGAGAAUCACUUAGGGGUUUUUUGUGUGUAUCCUUCCAGAGUUUCUUCAUACAAUUACAGAGAGAUAUCUUUUCAUUUUACACAAAAGGUAGUAUGGUAUAGUCAACGUCUUGAAUUUUUUUUCUCUUAAUGUAUCUUGGAGAGCUUAUCAUAGAGAAUCUCCCCCUUUUUCCAACUGCAUGCUAUUUCACCAUAUGGAAGCUUCACAGUUUAACCAAUCCCCUAGUGAUACUGAGAUUAUUUCCAUUUUUUUGUUACUAUAAUGCUGCACUAAAUACCUUGGACAUAAGUCUUUUCACAAAUGCAUUAAUAUCUAAAAGAUAAAUUCCUAAAAGUAGUUCUGCUGGGUCAAAGGAUAUUUGCAUUUAUAAUUUUGAAAGCCAAAUUCUCUCCACUGGGGUCAGGGAGAUUUACACUCCCACUAGCAUUGCAUGUGAGUGCCUGUUUCCCCACAGCCUCACCGAUGGAGCAGAUUCUCAAACGUUUUGGAUUGAUUAAAAAUGCUGUCUUAUUGUUUUAAUGUACAUUUCUCUUAUAAGUAAAAUUGCACAUGUUUUUAAAAGCCAUUUGUACUUUUGUUAACUGUUUUUUCCACAACCUUCGAAUAUUUGAUGCUAGAGGGCAUCUAAGGUUUGUUACAACUCUCAAGUCCAACAAUUUUCUGAUCAUCAUUGCACUAGGCAGUUGAGAUAAAAGGAAAGCAAAGAAUUGAGGUCAGGGAUGUUCCAUUUGCUCUGACUAAAGUUAAAAACCCUAAUAUGCUACUAGAAUGUGAGCACUGAAAAGUGGAGAUUAUGUUUUAUCCAUGGCCCAGAAUCUUGCAGGCAUUUAGUCAUUAGUGAACACUAGAGAUGAGAUUAGCUAUUCUUCACAAUUCCUUCCACAGAAGUACCCAGCUUGCAUUAUGAACUAGAUAAUCUGGAUAGCCUGACAAUGAGUUAAGGUCAUUUCUUAUAUUUCAUCAGAGUACAGCCAUCCUAAAACCUAUCAAUGAAAAAUAAUUUGAAAUUAUCAUUGUUAGCUACAUAAGGUCAAGGUCUGGCACUUAAUAAAUUUG
Molecule: messenger RNA, 10147 nt
Organism: Diceros bicornis minor
Lineage: Eukaryota; Metazoa; Chordata; Mammalia; Perissodactyla; Rhinocerotidae
Gene: ZNF641
Product: zinc finger protein 641
Exons: 7
Coding region: 207-1481 (424 amino acids)
Biological process (GO): regulation of immune system process; negative regulation of transcription by RNA polymerase II; regulation of cytokine production
Source: RefSeq, a predicted model, not a curated record